This is a messenger RNA of Hemicordylus capensis (graceful crag lizard), 2828 nucleotides long. Its product is annotated as protein brambleberry-like. NCBI's taxonomy places the organism in Eukaryota, Metazoa, Chordata, Lepidosauria, Squamata, Cordylidae. Bases 269 to 2197 code for a protein of 642 amino acids. The transcript is spliced from 14 exons. The record is from RefSeq and is a predicted model, not a curated record.
GCUUAUGCUGUCGCAGGUGCAGAGAAGCAGCACACCAGGCGGACAGGAGGAGCCGCGCUUCGAGCGCGGAGCUCCCCCACCUUGUAGCCAACAGGGAGGACCCCCGCUUGCAGGUCUCCUCCCUUAUUCAACAGGUUGGUUGGGCUUCUCCUCUUCCUCUGCGUGGUUGUGCAAAGUACUCUUGCAUCCUCUCCUGAAGAGAGAUAGCAGCACUGUUGGAGAUACUGAAGGCGGUGGGCAUCAUCCUUAACUGAGAUACCUUCUGAGGAUGCUGCCUCUUCAUUGCUGGUGCCUCUUCACAUUUCUCCUGCUUAUUGCCCCCUCGGCUGGGUUCUUUGGCUGGCUAACUCGAAGCACAGCCCCAGAAAGCCCCCCUGCUCCUCCCACAGCCGCUCCCAACCCUGGACAUCUCCCGCAUGUGCCUUUUGAGAUGACCACGGCCGACGAGCGGUUCUUGGCUGAGGCCCGGCUGCUGCACUCUUCACCCCUGGACUCCUGUCACCAGAAGGUGGUUGCGCAGCUUCAGGCUUCUUGCAGCGACCUGACGGAAGAAGAGUUGGCCAAGCUGGGCGUCUCCCUCUUCAACUGUCAGGCCAGCGUUGAAGGCCGCAGAACGUACCACUGCACCGUGGACAUGUCCCUGGCAGAAUGCACAGCAGAAAUGGACCCAGACACCUGGAAUGCCUACCACAUUGUGAGCAACCGAGCCCGUGCGGUCUGCUACGCCACCCGCCAGAUGCAGUUCAAGCGUCGGACAGAACACACAGUCAACGCCCUGGUCUCCACUGCUGUCAGCCAGCUGGAAGCGAUGCAGAUGCUGAAGAGCGGCCAGGAGGAACUGAGGGAGCUGACAUCCGAAUCCCUGCAAAAAGUGGCCAGCAGCCAACAGGAGCUGCUGGCCCAGCAAGAGAGGAUGCAAGGGAGCCAGGAACAAAUGGAAGAGUCGCUCCAUGACAACCUGGCUCAGCUGACUCAGGAGAAGGCCCUGAUCGCGAGUGGGCAUCAGCACGUGGCCCAGCUGAUCGAGGGCAUCACAAGGAGGAUGGAAAAUGUAAGCACUCACCUAGACAAUCAGGAUAUGGAUCUGCAGGAGGGACACAAAGCCAUCCUGAGGGACCUCACCCAAGUCCAAAAGCGAGCUCAAGAAGUCUACUCCAAAAUAGAGACUAACCUGGGCCUGUUCCUGGCCUAUCAGAACCAAACUGCCUUGUACUACGAGGAGCUGAUGGGGAAGCUACACAAGAUGAACGAGAGUCUGGGUCUGGUGCUGUUUGCCGUGGACCACAUGCAGCGCAGUGUUGAAGGGCGGCUCCAGCACAUCCAAAGAUUCAUCAGCUGGGCAGGGUUCAGCCUGAGUUCCAUCUACACCUGUGUCCUGCAUGGCAGCUAUUUCCUGCUAGCAGCCCUAAUCAUGACUUUCCUGCAGAUACCUGGCCUCCCACGUGCCAUGCUUCUAGUCCUGGUUGUGGCCAAUGCGCUCUUGGAGCUCCACCAUGCCACUUCCUUGGGAUUCAGUUCUCUCACCAGCCUCUUGCUGUUGACUGUUGCAGGAAAUUGGCUACUAGGAAACAUCUGCCGCUGUGCCCUGAGAUGGAGACUCAAGGAGCCCAAUUCUGCAUUUUUGGCACUUCCCCAGAAAGUUCCAGAAACCUACAUUCCUGCAGCAGAACUGAAGAAUGCCCCCUGCCGCCACCGCCUUACCUCCACUCCCGACAGAGAGGAAGGUGAUGUUGGUCUCCUGAAAGAGGAACUGGAGAAGCUGGAAGAGAUGAGCUAUGUGUCGGAUGGACCUCAGCUGGAGCAAGAAUACUCAGUGAAGGCGGAAGACGUGCUUCCGGAUCAGGGUGCAGUGUUGGAAGCCUCCAGGGGGUCCCUCUCUUGGAAGCCUCAACAGAGCCGCCCCCUCCAUUCCAUGAGCCUCCGUCGUGUCAGUCUGUCCUGCUCCACCAGACACAAGCAGGCCACCUUGGAGAGAUGGUCCCACCACCACCUGGGCCCAGCCUUCAGUCCCUUUCCCAGCUCAAGGGACUGUAGCCCAAACGAGUCCAGAAUUAGCGAUGUGUCUGAUUCCUCGGCAUCCCCACGGCAGCUCUGCCAAGGGGUCACCAGGACAGGGCAGCAGUGCAGGAAGAAAGCUGUCCCCGGCCACAUGUUCUGCCGCAUCCAUGCUUCUGGCCAGGCCUCCUAUGCCAGCUAAAGGUGGAAUCCGUUAAGAUUCUUCUCUUUCCAGCAGAUGGAUUUUGAGUUGCCUGGACCCUGGAAGAGAACACUGCAUGUGCACCCCGGUUUUAUUCCUCCUGCUCUUUUUCCAAGGAGAGGACUUUUUAAAAAAUAAAAUUACGCUUGAUUUUAUAUUUAUGUCCUUCUGAAUGAAGAAAUGACUACCUCUGGAGCUCUGUUUCUAGGCCCCUACCUCUCCUUCACUGUAGAAAAGACGGCACAAGGCAGCUGGGUUGGGAAAAGAGGCCCUUCUGUGCUGCCUUUUUUUUUUUUUUAACCACCCACCGGCUGCGGAGUUUGCGAAAGAAGAGUUUGAGCUGAAACCCCCAGCAGCUUCCCUUACAGGGCUUAUCUAUGCCCAGUGUGCCGCUUGCACUGGCCGGUACUUCAAAGUUUUAUCCCUCUGCUUAUGCUGCACAAGCAACAACCAUCAUGUCAAGUGCCUCCAUUUCAUGCCCCCCUCUGCAGAGGUUGGGGGCUGGCCUUAUCCUGCCACAGAAGGGAUUGUGAGGAUGCAGCAGCUGCUUAACAGAUUUUGCACGGACAUUUUUUAAAAAAUGAGUAACUUCUAUGUGCACAUUUGUUCAAUAAAUAUUUUUGAGUUACAA